Molecule: messenger RNA, 688 nt
Organism: Carassius carassius (crucian carp)
Lineage: Eukaryota; Metazoa; Chordata; Actinopteri; Cypriniformes; Cyprinidae
Product: plakophilin-4-like
Exons: 6
Coding region: 281-688 (135 amino acids)
Source: RefSeq, a predicted model, not a curated record
CGUCACUCGUCCGGAGUGCGGAGUAUGGCAGUGGAUUGACGAGCUCCGACAGAAGAACACUUCUUCUCCACGAGCUUUGAUAUGGAAACAUACUGGCUGGAUUAAACAAGUGCUCCGAGAGGAGCUGCAGUUUGAGCGCUUGACUCGGGAGUUGGAGGUGGAGCGACAGAUUGUGGCCAAUCAGCUGGAGCGAUGCCGACUGAGUUCAGAUUCGCCAGGAGCUGCUAGCGGCGGUUCCUCUGAGACGUCUCUUCCCUGGAGAUCUGCAGGGUCUACCCAGAUGAACUCUUACUCUGAUAGUGGUUAUCAGGAUGCGGUCAGCUACUACAGCGGUCAGGCUCAGAGACUUCACACAUCACUUCCUGCUUCAGGAGGAAGCUCCACACUGCAGAGGGGCUCCAGGGCCGAGGGCCAGGCUGCAGGACACCCCCGAACACAGGAGCUACAGGGGUCGGGAAUGAUGGACGGGACUAAACCAGGUCGUGCUAUGCGCCGUGUUGGUUCAAUGCCCGCUCGUGUUCAGCCACUGUACAGAAGCAGCAUCUCUCCGUCUCGAGGUUCUCUUCGGACCACUGGAAGCUCCUAUGGGUCGCCGAUUACGACUGAACCUAAACCUCUUUUCACAAGCACCACCCUGUCUGCAGUCCCACAGAAGGCCUCUCCUUCCACCCUGCGAAGAGCUCUGUGA